AUGAUGAACAAAGGUAUUCCUCGUCCUGACAUUGCGUUCUUCACUUCAAUAAUAAAUAGUCUAUGCAAAGAAGGAAGGGUUAUGGAUGCACAAAAUAUCUUUGACUUGCUUGUUGCCAUAGAUGAGAGGCCUAAUGUCAUUACAUUUAAUUCACUAAUUGACGGAUAUUGCUUAGUUGGCGAGAUGGAUAAAGUAUUCAGAGUACUUGAUGCCAUGAAAUCAGUUGGUGCUGAGCCUGAUAUUGUUACAUACAAUACACUUGUUAAUGGCUAUUGUAGAAAUGGAAGGAUUGACGAUGACUUGGCUUUGUUCAGGGAAAUGCCAUGUAAGGGAAUAAAACCUGACACUGUUGCAUAUUGCAUCAUACUAGAUGGGUUGUUUCAUGCCGGGAGAAUUGUCGUUGCAAGGAAAAUGUUCCAUGAGAUGAUCGAAAGUGGAACAACAGUGGGCAUUCCCAUAUACAAUAUAACACUUAAAGGCCUUUCUAGAAAUAACUGUGCACACGAAGCGAUAGCCAUGUUCCAGAAAUUAGGUGCAAUGAAUGUGAAGUUUGAUAUUGUCACACUCAAUACCAUGAUUAAUGCAUUGUACAAGGUUGGAAAAAAAGAAGAAGCUAAGGAUUUGUUUGCUGCAAUAUCAGCCAGCGGGUUGGUGCCUAAUGCUUCCACUUACAGCAUAAUGAUAAUAAAUUAUCUGAAGGAAGGAUCAGUGGAAGAUGCUAACAAUAUUUUUUCAUCAAUGGAGAAGAGUGGCAUAGCUCCCAGUUCUCGUCUUAUAAAUUAUAUCAUCAGAAUAUAUUUGGAAAAAGGUGAGAUCGCCAAGGCUGGAGAUUAUUUGUCCAAGGUUGAUGGGAAGAACAUCUUACUUGAAGCUUCAACUACGUCGCUGAUGUUGUCUCUCUUUUCAAGAAACGGGAAAUAUCAGGAGAAUAUCAAAUUGCUUCCUGCAAAGUAUCAGUUUUUUUAUGGAUUUGGUUGA
This is a messenger RNA of Triticum turgidum subsp. durum (durum wheat), 978 nucleotides long. The record is from the annotation of a GenBank genome assembly. Lineage: Eukaryota; Viridiplantae; Streptophyta; Magnoliopsida; Poales; Poaceae.